Messenger RNA from Dioscorea cayenensis subsp. rotundata (Guinea yam), 5526 nucleotides. Its product is annotated as histone-lysine N-methyltransferase SUVR5-like. Gene Ontology annotation, molecular function: protein binding; histone methyltransferase activity; zinc ion binding. Gene Ontology annotation, cellular component: nucleus. The record is from RefSeq and is a predicted model, not a curated record. Lineage: Eukaryota; Viridiplantae; Streptophyta; Magnoliopsida; Dioscoreales; Dioscoreaceae.
CCCCUCCUAAAAUCGAGUCCUUUGCGUUGCUGUUCCCCCAAUUUGCAAGCCCAUCACGACUAUGGUGGUUGUUGCAGGAGGAGAUCGGCAUUACAGAUUGAUGAUCUAGGUUGAUGAGGGCCGGGGAUUUCAGAAAAGCUGUGGCAUUUUAUGGCAUUUGGAUCAUUAGUGGAUAAUCAUGUCAGUGCUCUCUUUGUCAGAAGUUCAAUAUAUUGGGGAGCAGAAUCCAGGAGUAAAGCCAAUGGAUGAUGUUGUUGAAGAACACAUGAUGCUGCAAGUAGAGCAUCCACAGCAAAGAGCUGUUGACAAACUAGCAUUCACUAUUCACGACAGGAAACAGAUUGUACCUGACGAUUAUUAUCAACGGAGAGCUUGUGAUGUUGACCAACCAAAUGAUUCUAAUGGGAAUGUGGACACUCUGACCAAACUUGACUGUGCUCAAGGAAACUCUGUAAAUGUAAAUGGCUUCCUUGCUGCUGAGAACCCCUUGUCGAAAGUUAAAUGUUGUAAACUAUCACAAGGAGAUGAAAGAUUAAAUAAAAGCACUGAGGGAAAUACUAACUUCAUAAAAAAUAAUUCCUUUUACCAGGAGGUUUGUGAUCUUUCAAAUGGUAGCAUGGAGGAAGAAGCCAUCUCCCUUAAAAAUGAAAGCAAUACAGACAAAUCUGAACAACUCAAGGGGGAAGAAUUGGCCCCCGUCUGUGUUUCACAAAACAAUUUAGACCACAGCUACACUGGACGAGAACAAGGACUGGAGGUAGCGAGUGGUAUUUGUGGAGCUUGCAACUAUGUGGUACAUUUAGUGGGGGACAGAGUAAAUCAGACAAAUGAAAACAAGGAUGGUUCUCAGGUAUCCAGUGACAUGGACCUCCUCAGAAGUGCUACUUCAGAUUCUUGUAGGGAGGAAGAGGACCAGAAUACUACUGUAUGUGAGCCAUCAGAUCUUGCCAGUUCAAUUGAUUAUGAACAAGGCAUUUUAUCUUUGCAGUGUCAAGAUUGUAAAUCUUUCACUUCCAGCAAGGACUAUCACCUUUCAAAGGAAAAGGUGGGUGACAAGGUCCAAGAUAACAAUCUAGUGGGAGAAAUUGGCCCUUCAGGAGUGGAAUUUCCUGCUGAAGAACAACCUGUCGCACUCUGGGUGAAGAUGGAUCUGACUGUGUGGUGGGUGGUUCUAUUGGCUGCCUCCAACUUUGGAUAUGCUCUUUCAUCAAACGAAUCCCUAUGUCCAAGGGUUGACUGUCCUUUACCAACUUUGAGGGCAAAGCCUACUCAUGAGAGGAAAAAUUACUUUGCAAUUUUCUUUCCUCGUACCAGGACAUAUUCUUGGGCAGAUAUGCUACUUGUUCGUUCAAUUGAUGAGUUGCCAGAACCUCUUGUUUAUGGUACUCAUCGUAAAUGGAGGAGAUUGGUUAAAGACUUGACUGUUCCACGCCGUUAUAUCAUGCAAAAACUUGCUGUUGCGAUGCUAAAUAUCAAUGACCGGCUACAUACAGAGGCUGUAGUUGAGCAUGCUCGGAAAGCUACAACAUGGAAGGAAUUUGCAGUGGAAGCAUCUCGCACCAGAGAUUAUUCUGAUCUUGGAAGGAUGCUAUUGAAGCUUCAAACUAUGAUACUUCCGAGUUAUAUAAGCCAGCUUUGGUUGAAUGCCUCUUUUAACUCAUGGGCACAAAGAUGUCAGAGUGUACACAGUGCAGAGACUGUUGAAAUACUAACAGAGGUACUUCGAUUCUGUUUUUGUGGAAUGAGGUGGAGGAGCUUGAAUGCCCCUGUUCAACCAGAUAUAGGCCCUGAGUGGAAAACUUGGAAGCAGGAGGUCAUGAAAUUCUUCUCCACUGCAUACCCAAGAGCUGGUAAAUUGGACACAGAGCGGAAGAAUGAUGACAGUUCUUUAACUAUGGGAAUUCAAAUUAGUAGGAAGCGUCCUAAGCUUGAAGUGCAACAAGCUGAUAAAUCUGUUUCUGCAAGUUUAUUAUCUGAGCCCACCAAGUUGGAUGCUGAUUCUGGGCAUUCCAAUUGUCAGGGCAUUGUAAAAUAUGUUCCAACAGGUGCCGCCCAGGGUAAUGUAAUUCCUGGUCUGGCUGCUGUAGAAGGUUCUAGCACAAUGAGUGACACUUUUAAUGAGAUUGGUGUUGAAGAUGAAAGCAUCCAAUUUGCACAGGGUUCAUUUGCAAGUGGGGCAUGCAACAAGACUGCCAUGGUAAAUUCACAUCAUAGUCCUGAUGCGAUGAAAUAUAGGCAAUGUUCAGCCUUUAUAGAAGCCAAGGGAAGACAGUGUGGACGGUGGGCAAAUGAUGGUGAUAUCUUCUGUUGUGUGCAUUUGAAUUCUCGUUCUGUGGGAAAGCCUAAUCAUGAAGAACAUAACACUCCUUUGGAAGCACCAAUGUGUGAUGGUACAACAACUAAUGGCAACAAAUGCAAGCAUCGAGCCCGAUAUGGUUCAGCAUUUUGCAAGAAACACCGUAGCCAGAAAAUUAAUGAUCCCAUGGUUGUUAAUGAUCUCUCAUAUUCCUGUGUUAAUGAGCUCAAGAGAAAGCAUGAUCAUAGCACUGCCCUGGAACACCUUCCAAGUCCGGUCACUAUUUCUGAGAAAAAUUUCGGUUGGGCUGGUGAGGCACAAACUUCUUUGCAAGAGAACCUGAUCCCAGUAAUGGUGGAAGAAACCUUGGAUGAGAGAAAUUGUUUAAUGAAGAAAUCUGAACUAAGCAGUGCUCCUUCUACUGCAAGUGCCACUAGUCUUGAUUUACCACUGUGCAUUGGACAUUAUGGCCGCAUUAAUGGUGAACAGUGCCUGGAGGUUGCUAAGAGACACACCUUGUAUUGUGAAAAACAUCUCCCAAAAUUUCUCAAGCGUGCAAGGAAUGGGAAGAGUCGACUGGUAUCGAAGACGUAUUUCUUGAUCUUUUUCAGGAAUUGCUCUUCAAGGAAACAAAAACUAUACCUACAUCAAGCAUGUGAACUUCUAUAUGGGUUCAUGAAAAGCAAUCUAUCCCACCAAAAGGCAGUUCCUAAGGAUGACAGCAUGGGAUGGGUAUUAUCAGAAGCUUCUGUUGAUCAACAUGUAGGGGAGUAUUUAUUGAAGCUGGUGUCAAGUGAGAAGGAAAAAAUAACUAGGAUUUGGGGGUUUGGUGCAGACAAGGUUAACCAAGUACCUUCUUCCAAAGCUAUAGUGCAUGACCUUCUAGUUCAUGAUGGUGAUCAGUCUGAGACGACUGUAAGGUGCAAAAUUUGUACUGAGAAAUUCUCUGACAAUCAAAAACUGAGUUUACAUUGGACUGAGAUCCAUAAAAAAGAAUUGCGGUGGCUUUUUAGAGGGUUUGCUUGUUCAAUUUGCAUGAACUCCUUCACAAACAGAAAAGUUUUUGAAACUCAUGUGAAAGAGAAACAUGGGAUGCAAUUCCUUGGACAUUCUGUCCUGCUUCGGUGUAUGUCAUGCAAUAGCCAUUUUCCAAGUUCAGAUCAGUUAUGGCAGCAUGUUCUCUCUUUCCAUUCUUCAGAGCUCUGUCAGCAAGAUCUCAGUCAACAGCAAUGUAGGGUCGUGACUGAAGCUGAUCAACCUGAUUCUGAGCUGUGCAAUAAGAUGAGGGGCUCCCAAAGAUUUGUUUGCAGAUUCUGUGGCUUGAAGUUUGAUCUUCUACCAGAUCUUGGUCGUCACCAUCAAGUAGCUCAUAUGAGCCACUUUACAUCGAAGAGGGGAAAUAAUCAUCUCAGGCGAGGUAGGCACUGCUAUCCUAGACUCAAGCGAAGUUUUGAUGCGGCUUUUAGAAUUAAGAAUCGCAGUAACUUGGGCACACAAAAGCAGUUUGAGUCUUCUAACUCAGUCAUAGCUGCAAGGGCAAGGUUACAAACUCAAGCAUCUGAAACAGCUAGUCUUGGAAGGCUGCUAGACUCUCAUUGCUCAGAUGUUGCAUUGACCUUAUUUUCUGAGAUCCAGAAAACAAAGCCUCGGCCUAGUAACCUUGAGAUUCUUUCUACUGCUCGCACUGCUUGCUGCAGGACUAGCCUUCGCGCUGCACUGGAAAUUAAGUAUGGUUUGCUGCCAGAAAAUCUUUGCUUGAAGGCAGCUAAACUUUGUAGUGAACUGAAUACUCCAGUAGAUUGGCACCUAGAGGGGUUUAUUUGUCCCAAAGGAUGUAGACCUCUUACACUGCCUCAUUCUUUACCCCCUCUCAAGCCUGCUACUGGUCCAUUCAUCAAAUCUUCUAGUCAUAUGGAGUUGGUGAAUAUUGCUGAGUGGGAGAUGGAUGAAUGCCAUUAUGUUCUUGAUUCAAAGCAGUUCAUUUCGAAACCAGUUCAAAAACCCAAAAUUUUGUGUGAGGAUUUGAGCUUUGGAAAGGAGCCUGUUCCAGUACGUUGUGUAAUAGAUGAGGGUCUUGAGAAUUUUCAUAAUGAAGAGCCUGGCUUAGAUAUGCCAUGGGAAGGUUUUGCUUAUGUUACAAAGAGGGUUAUAGACUCAUCCCUUGGUCUUGAUAUAGAGAAUUCACAGCUAGGAUGCGCUUGCAUAGGCUCGAAGUGCUACCCAGAAAAUUGUGACCAUGUCUAUCUCUUCGAGAAUGAUUUUGAAAAUGCUAUGGAUAUUCAGGGUGAGCCAAUGCAUGGUAGAUUCCCAUAUGACGAAAAGGGUAGAAUAAUUUUGGAGGAGGGCUAUCUUGUUUAUGAGUGCAACUCCAUGUGUAAAUGCGACUCCUCAUGUUGUAACAGGAUCCUUCAAAAAGGGGUCCAAGUUAAGCUUGAAGUUUUUAGAACAGAAAAAAAGGGCUGGGCUGUCAGAGCUGGAGAAACUAUAUAUCGCGGUGCAUUUGUUUGUGAAUACAUUGGGGAAGUUCUGAGUGAUGUAGAGGCAAACAAGAGGGGACAGAGGUAUGAUAUUGAGGGAUGCAGCUACUUAUAUGAUAUUGAUGCUCACAUUGAUGAGGCAAAUGGCUUGAGUGGAAUGGUGCCUUAUGUGAUUGACGCCACACAUUAUGGGAAUGUUUCACGGUUUAUUAAUCACAGCUGUUCUCCAAACCUUGUGAAUUAUUUGGUGCUAGUGGAGAGCAUGGAUUGUCAACUUGCUCAUAUUGGUUUCUAUGCAAGUCGGGAUAUUUCCAUUGGUGAAGAACUUGCUUAUGACUAUCGAUACAAGUUGCUGCCAGGAGACGGAUGCCCAUGCCUCUGUGGAGCAUCGAACUGCAGGGGUCGUCUAAAUUAAAUUUUUCAUUGUCAUCGGCUGAAGUAUAUAUAUUGUUCCUGAAGAGAUUGACUUUGAUAAGUUGCUGUUCCUAGAGAUUGGGGAACCAUUGUUCCGAAAAAGGGUGAUCCUAAUCCAGAUCUAUUCAAGGAUCUGUGUCCAUAUAUCAACCUCAGGGGAUUGACAAAGUUACAGCAGCCUUUAGUUUGUGUUCAUAAUGAUUCAAUUAUUGUCUAGAGGCCUUCAAACUGGUGGCCUUUGUGUCCGACGAAAAGAAGGCGCAUGAUUGUCCUGGUGAAAGCUGACAACUUUGACUUGUAAACAGAUGCUCAAUUUUAAUAUAAUUUUUUUUUUUAAUC